Messenger RNA from Phytomonas sp. Hart1, 1425 nucleotides. NCBI's taxonomy places the organism in Eukaryota, Euglenozoa, Kinetoplastea, Trypanosomatida, Trypanosomatidae. The record is from the annotation of a GenBank genome assembly.
AUGUAUGAAACGCCAUUCCCCAAGCGAAAAAAUAACGCAAUGGAACAUCAAAAGGAUGGUAUUUUCGCUAAAAUGAACACUGUUCUGAUGUGUGGGAUUCCUUACAAAUCGCAUCCGCGGCGUCGUUUGAAUAUUCUCACCGUAGCGAUGCCCGGCAACGCUUCCGGUUUCGCGCAGCUCGCUCGCUAUACCGCGCCUGAAGAUGGAGUUUUGAUCCUGGAUAAUGGCCCCCUUAAAAAGGAAAUUGCUCAUUCCUAUCAUAACAAAAAUCGUUUAGAUAAACGCCACAAUCGACAUGAAUCGAACUCCGCAUUUAAAAUCCUAUUCAACACAUUCCGAAGGCUUUGGUCGUGUCGUGUAGUAGAAGAGGAAGAAGAAAAGGAAAGGAAAGAUAAUGAUUUUGCUUACAUGAAUGAAGAUGUGGAAGAGGAGGAUAUUAUGAUGGAUUCGUAUUCUCCACUAUUAUAUCACGCCACUUCGCAUUUGGGUGUUCGUCUUCUACAUAAUAUUCUGCCCUCGCCGGAGGUGGCAGAGGUUGUGCACUGUCGUUCUUUACUUUCCGAUUCAUCGUAUUAUUCUUUAUUUUUUUCGUUUCUGUGGAGUUUGCUGUCGUUAUGGAAUCCAUUUUACUGGAUUUUAAUAUCCAAGGGCGUUUUGGCUUCUUUUUAUUUCGGAAAUCGCCCGGUGGAAUUCUAUUAUGUGGAGUUUGGGCGAACAAAUUUAGGUGGGCUCACCGAUCAGCGAAGCUUUCUGCGAAAUAUCAAGCGAGCGGUACGUUUGAUCGAGAUGCAAACCGUCGAAAAGGGCGAAACGCGAUCGCGAAGACUUCCCAACGUAGUGGAAUCUAUCCGUCUACCGCUAGAUUAUGUUCAAUCCUCAACAUUGUCAUCUGGAAAGGAUGAAAUACUUUUUUCUUUAAGGCAUUCGUGUAAUUUGAAAACGCAUUUGGUACUUUUUGGCUGUAGUCGAGGCGCAACGACAUGUUUUUACACCUCAAUGAAGCUUCCUUGUUAUUUAGCGGCCUACGUUUCGUUAAUCAUUUUGGAAGCCCCUUUUGAUACGCUUGAACAUGUCAUCCAAGCCUCCUCGUGGUUUCCAUCCUUGGCGAGGUUUUUUUUCAAUUCCUUUUGCGAUUAUCACGGAAAAAAUGAAGAGACGAUGGCGUACUCGUACGAUCCAAAGCAGGUUUAUCUUCGCUGCCCGGUGGCCUUUAUCCUCUCAAAACGGGAUUCACGUGUGCCAAAUGGCUGCUCAGAAACCCUCAUUCAUCAACUUCGGGCGCACUUCGUUCCGCAUCAAAUCCCCGCCGUGGAGGUUUUGAUCCUAGAAAACUCCCGCCAUCCUUGCAUGGCGGUUGGAAAUCAGCAGGAUCAGGAAAAGUAUGUUGCUUUUGUGGAAAAAUUGUAUAGUACCUAUUGCGUUUGA